AUGCUGACGGAACCAGAAGCCUCGGGCCCGAAGCUAUACGUUCCCGUUGAGAGCUCGCGGGAAACACCUGCCGUUCAGCCACCACCCGUGGCGGCCCCUCAAGAUGCGCCCAAUGUGCCGCCAUCAAUCCCGGAAGAGGUGGCCCUGACCAAUGCCUCUAUGUCUCCAGUACACAGUGCACCGCCAUCUCCUCCGUUAUCACAGUCAUCUAGCGCCAGACAACGGUCACAACGAUCUUCUGUCCGAAGCUUCAACGGUGUUGGCGCAGACGACGACAUGCGGGUUGAUGACACAAAGUACAAGGUCUACAUCUAUAAUAUUGACGACGAGUUGGCCGACGAUGAGCGCUCGGCGUCGGAUACGGAUACGGCAGCCGGUGAGGACGAUGUAGACGGUGACGGCAAACUCGUGCUCCUCCCCGAUAUUGACAAGCAUCUUCGCUUGGCAGCACGGACGGCCGCGUUGUCCGGCAGCUCCACCAAGGGCAAGCUGGCCAUCCCACGUCCCAUUCUGCCCAACAAAGAUGGCGAAUUAGCCGGUAUGCAGCUUGUUUUGUAUAACGAUCCAAGCUCGCUGUCUGUGCCGCGGGAGAGCGACAGCGUACGCAAAGCCAUCCUAGACGCACGCGCACGAAUUCGCGAGCGGCAGCAGGAGGACAAGGCGGAGCAGGAGCUGGCACUGCAACCCGAGACGGACGCCUCCAUGGCGAGCACACCUGCAGACACGCCGCGGCCGUUCGAAGCUGACGGCGACUCGGACGCCAUGGACAUUGACUAG
Messenger RNA from Sporothrix schenckii 1099-18, 777 nucleotides. RefSeq lists its product as uncharacterized. The record is from RefSeq and is a predicted model, not a curated record. NCBI's taxonomy places the organism in Eukaryota, Fungi, Ascomycota, Sordariomycetes, Ophiostomatales, Ophiostomataceae. The transcript has a single exon. The coding region runs from base 1 to 777 and encodes 258 amino acids.